Molecule: messenger RNA, 1470 nt
Organism: Rhinichthys klamathensis goyatoka
Lineage: Eukaryota; Metazoa; Chordata; Actinopteri; Cypriniformes; Leuciscidae
Gene: cdip1
Product: cell death-inducing p53 target 1
Exons: 5
Coding region: 189-827 (212 amino acids)
Biological process (GO): tumor necrosis factor-mediated signaling pathway; intrinsic apoptotic signaling pathway in response to DNA damage by p53 class mediator
Molecular function (GO): zinc ion binding
Source: RefSeq, a predicted model, not a curated record
ACUUUUUACACCUCCCAUCUCCCAUGUUUACGUCAAAUCCUUCCCAGCAGCGGAUGUUAUUGGAAAACUGGAGCCACAAAGCAUCAACGUUUAAGCUAGAAAUCGGAAAGUUCGCAAAGCUGAUAUUUUGAUUGACGCCGUGGAUACAGAAGAAGCUCCCUUAUCUGGCCUCCUUCCAGGGAACCAACAUGUCCAGUGACCCCCCUCCUCCUUACCCAGGCGGCCCCAAUGCCCCACUUCUUGAGGAAAAAAAUGGACAACCUCCAGUUUCUGCAGCCUCUGCUCCAGUAAUGACAGGACCUCCACAAGGACAGCCGCUGCCUCCAGAAUACGGGCCUCCACCUUAUGAAGCCACACCUGGGUUUGUUCCUCCGCACGUCCCAGGCGAAGGUCCCAAGCCUAUUCCUAUGCCUAUGCACAUGCAUAUGCCCAUGCCUCAUCCUCACGGUGGUUACUACGCUCCCCCUGGGCACUUUCCUCAUCCGAUAGCGGAGCACUAUGGUCCGGGGCCCAGUCACUUUGGUCCAGGUCACACAGCCACAGUUCUCUCCCCUCCUGGUACCACCACCACCGUGACUGUUCUACAGGGGGAGAUGUUUCAGUCGGCUCCAGUGCAGACGGUUUGUCCACACUGCCAACAACCCAUCACCACCCGCAUCAGCCACGACAUCGGCCUCAUGAAUACUCUAAUCUGCAUGUUCUGCUUCUUUGUCGGUUGUGAUCUAGGUUGCUGCUUGAUCCCCUGUAUGAUUGACGACCUCAAGGAUGUGACACACACUUGCCCCAACUGCAAGGGCUAUAUUUACACACACAAGCGCAUAUGCUAACAGUCUAUCCCAUUAACGAUCGUGCUGUGACCUCAUUCUGGUGGGUGUUGACGACUCACUCUCAUUUCCUUCUGCUCUGUGAUCGCCCCAGCUGACGGCUCGUAUUUCUAGCCAUUUCUCGCUUUAUGUAACUAUUGAUUCUCACAUUUAAUUUACAGGCACUUGACUUGAUGUAGUUACUGACACCUCUAAAAUGAAGCAGAGGGCAUGAAGGAUCGGUACGUUUUAAUAUGCACAAUGGUCAUUGUUUCAUCAAAGCACUGUUUCAAAUUUUCAUUUUUUUUAGCAGUAAAGCGAAGUGUAAACGUGUAGAAAAUAUGUGAAAACAGUAACCUUAAGCUCAUUUGUGAAUAUUACUGAGUAGCGAAAACAACUGAAUUUCACUACAGGGUCAGUAUUGUUGGAAUGUAGGAUUAUUAUUUGAUGCAUUAUUGUUUUAUUUUAACAUAUUGAAAUGAAAGUCUUUAAUGGCUGGGUCUGGGACCGUCUAACGCUGUCCUGGAGUAACAUUGUUGCUUUUACAUGUGAAAAGUGCGUCUAUAUUUGGCAUUUUAUGCAAAUGUUAUGAGGAAAAAAAAUUCUUUCACUUUUGUUAUGUUUUCAAUUUCUUAUGUUUGUCGACAAGACUCAUUUGAUUUGAUAU